This is a messenger RNA of Neogale vison (American mink), 1955 nucleotides long. It is a transcript of the gene F2R, whose product is annotated as coagulation factor II thrombin receptor. Lineage: Eukaryota; Metazoa; Chordata; Mammalia; Carnivora; Mustelidae. The record is from RefSeq and is a predicted model, not a curated record. Gene Ontology annotation, molecular function: thrombin-activated receptor activity. Gene Ontology annotation, biological process: positive regulation of blood coagulation; thrombin-activated receptor signaling pathway; blood coagulation. Gene Ontology annotation, cellular component: membrane. The transcript is spliced from 2 exons. Bases 172 to 1452 code for a protein of 426 amino acids.
GCCACCGGACAGGCCAGUCCGCGGGGCGACGCGAGCGUCCUCCUUCUGUCCCUGGGCAGCGAGCGCUCUGCCGGCCCGCACGGAGUGCGCCGCGGCCGGAGGGAGAGCGCACGGAGCGCGAGCCGCUCAGAGGCUGGGCAGUCCACCCGAACCGCGCCGAACCUCCGGACAAUGGGGCCGCGGCGGCUGCUGCUCGUGGCCGCCGGACUCAGUCUGUGCAGCCCCCUGCUGUCGGCCCGCACUCGAGGCCGCAAGCCCGAGUCAAAAGCAACCAAUGCUACUGUGGAUCCCCGGUCAUUUUUACUCUGGAAGACUGGAACAUUUGAACCAUUCCCACAGCAUGAUGAUGAGGAGAAAAACAGGAGCAGGUUCCCUGAAGACAGACUAAGCCCCAUCAAUAUAAGUCAUCCUCUUCGAAAACUGCACCCUGUGUUUAUCUCAGAAGAUGCCUCAGGGUAUCUUACCAGCACCUGGAUGACACUUUUUAUCCCCUCUGUCUACACUGGCGUGUUUGUCAUAAGCCUUCCUCUGAAUAUCAUGGCCAUUGUUGUGUUUAUCUUGAAGAUGAAGGUCAAGAAGCCCGCUGUGGUGUACAUGCUGCAUCUGGCCACGGCGGACGUGCUCUUCGUGUCAGUGCUCCCUUUCAAGAUCAGCUAUUACUUUUCCGGCAGCGAUUGGAGAUUUGGUUCUGAAAUGUGUCGCUUUGUCACCGCAGCCUUUUACUGUAACAUGUACGCCUCCAUCAUGCUCAUGACAGUCAUAAGCAUUGACCGGUUUUUGGCCGUGGUGUACCCCAUCCAGUCCCUCUCCUGGCGUACCCUGGGGAGGGCUUCCUUCACUUGUCUGGCCAUCUGGGCUCUGGCCAUUGCGGGGGUGGUGCCUCUCCUUGUCAAGGAGCAAACCGCCCAGGUGCCGGGGCUCAAUGUCACCACCUGCCAUGACGUGCUCAGUGUAACCCUCCUCAAAGGCUACUAUGUCUAUUACUUCUUAGCCUUCUCUGCUGUCUUCUUCUUUGUGCCCCUGAUCGUUUCCACCAUCUGUUACGUGUCUAUCAUUCGAUGCCUUAGCUCCUCCGCGGUCGCCAACCGGAACAAGAAGUCCCGGGCUUUGUUCCUUUCGCUUGCUGUUUUCUGCAUCUUCCUCCUCUGCUUUGGACCCACAAACGUCCUCCUGAUUCUGCAUUACUCCUUCAUUUCUCAGGAGUCCACGACAGAGGCUGCCUACUUUGCCUACCUCCUCUGUGUCUGUGUCAGCAGCAUCAGCUGUUGCAUUGAUCCUUUGAUUUACUAUUAUGCCUCUUCCGAGUGUCAGAGGUACCUCUGCAGCAUCUUAUGCUGCAGAGAAGGUUCUGAUCCCAGCAGCUACAACAGCAGCGGUCAGCUGAUGGCCAACAAAAUGGAUACGUGCUCGAGUCACCUGAAUAACAGCAUAUACAAAAAGCUCUUAACUUAGGGAAAGGGGCUGCUGAUGAGUUAAAAAGAAGAGCUUAAAAAAGCGAAUAGCCUGAGGGUUCUAUUAGUCCCCACCAAAAAAGUAUUUACGAUCAAAAACGACAAAUCUAUGAUUUGCAUGCCUCUUUCUUAUGAGAGCCAUUGAUCAUAUCUAUUUGUUAGUUAUAGGAAAAGAUAACAAACAUCGAAAACAGUAUCAUUCCAAGAGUGUAUCUCCAGUGCUACAAUAAUAACUGAAUGUCAUAUUCUGAUACACAUAGGUGACUUACUAUGUAUGUGCAUGUGUGCAUGUAUAGGUGUGUAUACACGUACUUGUAUCAUUUGCAGUGCAGUAUAGAAUAGGCACUUUGGAACACUCCCUUUUUUCCACCAGAGAUUAAGGAAAGAAACAUUCCGAUUGUGGAGUUUAACCCUGAGCAUCUGAAGAUGUUCGCCAAUAGGGAGGGAAUCUGUUGUUUGGACUUACACAGCUUUUGCAAAUAAAUGUAUUUUGAAAUUGUUCAA